AAAAUUUAUUCACUUCACUAUCUUAAGAUUACAUUAAGGUUUGGUUAAUACAACGUUGCCAACUUCCAACUCCAGAACGGGUUGUGUCAAGCAAUAUAAAACGGUCUCUUAGAGAAAAGUAGUUUUGGGUAUUACACCGCACGUCCCUUUUUCUUGAUGUGCUGUACCUUAACUUGGUCAAAGUUCCACUUCUUUCCCUAAAAUGAUGAGAUCUGAAGUUUGGAUGGCGGUGACAAUAUUGGUGGUGGCAUGGAACUUCAAUGGGGCAUUUGGGAUUAGAUUCGUAAUUGAGAAAGAAGAAUGCUUUUCACAUAAGGUUGAAAUGGGGGAAACAGUUCAUUAUUCGUUUGUUGUCAUUAAGUCCGAUGGCUCUUGGCAUUACAGUGAAGAAGAGGGUGUUGAUCUUGUGGUGAAAGGGCCUUCUGGAGAACAGAUUCAUGAUCUUCGUGACAAAAUAAGCGAGAAGUCCGAGUUUGUAGCUCAUCAUGAAGGAAUUUACCGUUUCUGUUUCACUAACAAGUCGCCCUAUCAUGAAACCGUUGACUUUGAUCUACAUGCUGCUCACUUUGUAUACCAUGAUGAGCAUGCAAAAGAUGAGCAUUUCAAGCCUUUGUUUGAGCACAUCGGAAAGCUAGAAGAAGCUUUAUACAACAUUCAGUUUGAGCAGCACUGGCUAGAGGCCCAGACAGACCGUCAGGCAAUAGGGAUCCCUAGAAAUCGUAUCUCCUUCGAGACAACUGCCUUCCAUACAAUUUUAGAUCUACCUCAUCCUCUUUGAAUACCUUCACUAACCAUGGUGACACACCUACAAACGGGUGCAUCUGAAGGUCGACUCAGGACAUGAUCAAACCAUCUCAAACAACGUUCCCUCACUUUAUCCUCGUGUGCUACUUUAACUUUCUUCCAAAUGUAAAUCAUUUCUAAUUAUCUAAUCUUGUAUGACCAGACAUCUAUCUUAGAGUCCGCCAGUAUACUACGUAUGUUUUUACUUUUUGCAUCUCAAACUUAGACUUCAUCAUAUGAAGUUGUCUCCCCAGAUUAGCUGCAGUCAUGAAAGUGUGCAUGGUCUCACAGAUGUAAUUCCUACUA
Molecule: messenger RNA, 1089 nt
Organism: Nicotiana tabacum (common tobacco)
Lineage: Eukaryota; Viridiplantae; Streptophyta; Magnoliopsida; Solanales; Solanaceae
Product: transmembrane emp24 domain-containing protein p24beta2
Source: RefSeq, a predicted model, not a curated record